Molecule: messenger RNA, 3807 nt
Organism: Ornithodoros turicata
Lineage: Eukaryota; Metazoa; Arthropoda; Arachnida; Ixodida; Argasidae
Gene: Tmep
Product: transmembrane protein 184B-like
Exons: 10
Coding region: 235-1560 (441 amino acids)
Biological process (GO): transport
Cellular component (GO): membrane
Molecular function (GO): transporter activity
Source: RefSeq, a predicted model, not a curated record
UCUUGCGCAUGCGUGUUAGAACCGAAGUGCAUGGAUGUCGGUUUCGGAUCGGUUGGCGAUGUGAAAAUGUCUUCGCAAAGGUUGAUCGAACCUUCCAUUUGCACGUGAUUUAGGAUCGCAACGGGCUAAAUUGUGCCACACUGUAAUGUGCAUGGCCCAAAAAGGCAAGCAAAAUCUCCACAUGCACGUCUUGUAGCUCUCCGGGCAGUCGCCGAAUCACAAACAGCUUGAAAGAUGAGCGGCGGCCCGACGCCCUCGACACUGGGGCCCAGUAGCACAGUGUUGGCCACCAGUGUCGUCCCGCCAAUUGAGCAAGCUGUCGGCAACAUAACGAGCAAUGCUACACAACUGUUGGAGCAGCUACCACCCACCUUUCUGCAGACGACGGGGGCCCAGGCCAUCUCGGGGGCCUUUGUGUGGGCAGCACUCAUAAUCACGUGCCAUCAGAUCUACCAGCACUUGCGGUACUACACUCUUCCAACGGAACAACGGUGGAUCGUACGGAUUCUCUUUAUCGUUCCCAUUUACGCGUUUGACUCGUGGCUGUCGCUGCUGUUCUUCCGCGAAAACUACUACAUCUACUUCAACAGCGUACGAGAUUGGUACGAGGCUUUUGUCAUCUACAACUUCCUGAGUCUCUGUUACGAGUAUCUGGGAGGGGAAAGCAACAUAAUGUCCGAGAUCCGAGGGAAGCCAAUCCAGCAAAGCUUUUGGUACGGCACUUGCUGCCUUUCAGGAAGGACCUACACGAUUGGUUUCCUCCGGUUUUGCAAGCAGGCAACACUGCAGUUUUGUGCAGUGAAACCGCUGAUGUCGGUGAUCACACUUAUUCUGCAACCAUUUGGAAAGUACUCAGAUGGAGACUGGAGGCCAGACAGCGGUUAUUUGUACAUCACCAUCAUCUACAACAUCAGCAUCACCCUUGCUCUGUACGGGCUGGUGCUCUUCUACUUUGCCACCAAGGACCUGCUGGCACCUUUUGACCCCGUCUGGAAGUUCUGCACCGUAAAAUCGGUCAUCUUCCUUUCCUUUUGGCAAGGAGUCCUGCUCGCAGUGUUGGAGAAAGCGGGGGUCAUCUCCGCCAUCACUUCGGGGGCGGACAUCCCGGCAGUGGCCAGUGCCGGCACUGUGUCGGCGGCCUACCAGAACUUUCUCAUCUGCGUAGAGAUGUUCUUUGCGGCGCUCGCCCUCAAGUACGCGUUCCCGUACAGGGUUUACCUGCAGGGGUGCCGUGCCGAUGCGCAGGGGCGUUCCGUCACAAUGCAGAGCAUCUCCUCCUCACUCAAGGAGACCAUGAAUCCGAAGGACAUCAUGAACGACGCCAUCCACAACUUCCAUCCUCAGUACCAACAGUACACCCAGUACGCGGCUCCGCCCCAGCACCCGCGGCUGUCCCACCGUGAGGACUCCCUGGGUUCCGGGCGGGACGUGCACGGGAACAACUCCUCUCGACCCACGAGGACCCACCGCAAUCCAGCCUACACCGAGAAGACCACCCUCCUUAGCUCCGACGACGAGUUCCAAAUGGGCCAAGCCAAUCCCGACGUGUGCCGGUUUUAGCGGGAAACCUCUUCGCAUGUUCGGUUGUGCAUUGGAAGCAUGUUGCAUGUGAAUAGCGGGGACCAGUGGGACAGGUUUUCAAAUAACCCUUCUCAGAUCAGACUCUCAGCAGCAGCUCAUUGGUUGUGUUGCAUGGAUGACAGGCUCUUAACAAGCUUACCUGUAUUUUUUUUUAGUGGAAAUUGAAUAACACUGCAUGCAUUUCUUUGUCGUCUGCUUGCGUGGGUGUGUUUAAGAAUAAAGGCCAUAUGUGGCAAGACACGUCCGACGGUACAGAUGAGACGUAUCGGAUACGAUUUCCCUUGUCCGAUUUUUUUCGUUCAGAUGCAUAGCGCCGGCUCAUCAACGUGUGUAUGAUGUAUCGGUGCCGUAUUUGAAAACCACCGGGAGGUCUCGAAAUAGGUAAAUUGCGAAGCACUGAAUUCUUUCAACGAGAAACGUAGCAAAAAUUAUUGGUCACUGCGUAUUAAGGUUUUCCUGUUUGUCGCGCAAGACUUGCAAGAUACAUGUACACUUACCGGGGAGGGCAGUACUGAACCAUUGUCGUCAACGGAACCAGUCCCAGGUUGGACACUCUGUUUUGUAAAAUGAUCUAUUCGAUCUUAACUGCUCCGCCAGUUCAAGAUGAAUACGUACGUUAGAAAGUCUGAUGUCCAAAGGUGUUUCGUCGUACAUGUGUAUAGGCAUUGGUCGCAGCAGCGCAGCAGGAAGUGUUUCUGCUAGGAGAUUUGAGUUAUACUGUGAAGAUUUCUGAGCCCUUCUUUUUUCUGAUUUAGGAACUUAAGUAAAGAAUGAAUGCCCCUAAAGCCCCUUCCUGCGUAUACCAUGUGUGGGAGUUCCCCUUACGAAGAUCGACAGAGCUGUCUUGAAAACUGGGGCCCUUUAGGAUUGAAAUCUUAUGUAAGAGUGAGAUUUUUGAGAUAAUCUUUGGGGUUACGCUGCUUUACUUAACAUGAGGAUCAAACUCGGGUCACACAGUUUUUAAUUUACAUUUUCUGUAUCAAAUCACCAAUGAAUCGUACACUGCGUAUCGCGUGAUGAAGGGUCGGAGCUAACUAGGGUGCAACGUGGAUGUACAGGUAGAUACGAACGUGGACGUGAAUCCGUUGAAGCUGUUUUUGUGUGUGCGGUGCAGCAUUUUCGUCACUGAGGUCUCGUAAAGCAUAACUGAGAUGCUCGUAAGCAGUUAAAUUACCGUUAAAUUUUCGUAACAAAGCCAGGAAGCAUUUUUUUUUUUAAAUGAUGCAAUGUCAUUCUUGCGCGUGUUAAACAUCUACAGAUUCUCGUCGAAGCGGAAAAAAUAUUGGGAGGUCACGAUUCACGUGCGUACGGUAGCCGUACGGUACCGUACCGUACCGGUACUGACGGUACAGUAAUAACGCCGUUGCCAAAAUCUCGUGUCAUCCUCACUUCUGUAACGUUUUCGGCCACGGUUCCUUUCGUUCCGACAUCUAGCUUCUUAAGUAACACGAGCGAAUAUUUAUGUAAUCUAGAUGUUGUGUGUGUGUGCUGUACAUAAUAUACACGUUCUGUAACACAAAGAUUGCGUACUCUACCAGUACUAUGUGCAAACGAAUGUCCUUGCAUAUUUUGCAUAAUCGUGCGGCUGCAGUGCUUUGUUGCAGCAAGGCAGCAAGCGGUUCGUGGUCACCGGGAAAUAUGUGCAGCUAUAUAUAUAUAUUUUGUUUUUCGCGAGCAAAAAGUUGAGUGUACUCUGCAGCGAGGUGUACAGUCACUAUCUAGUGGAAAGCAGACGCGAGGCUUUUAAGUCGCAAGCUUUUGUGAAACAGUGAACAGUAGGGCAUACGAAAGGCGCUGUAGAUCACACAUCUUCUAAUCCCAAGUGUUUGUACAUCCAGUUUGUGAUUGUUACAUCUUUGAACACAUUUACAUGGGGAAAAUAUAUAUAUAUAUAUAUACAGAAAUAUAUAUCUAAGCCUUGUUAGAGAAGCUGUACAUAUUGUGUAAAUCAGAGCACUAUUUAUUCUAUAUUUGUGUGUAAGAUUGCACCUGAGCUUGAGUGUGUGUUUUUUUUUUUCCUUCCUUUCGUGGUAACGUCUACCUAGGUUUUUGACGGCAUUGGAUGAUGCAGUAUGUUUCCUUCCUUUUUAUAGUUGUUCUCCUUUGUAUGUUUUGAGGUUUCUGUACAGAGUGGGAGAAUAGAAUUGUACAAUACGUGAGUAAUUUAUGCUGCUUACAACUGCUGUAAAUUAUAUCCAAAUAAACGUGUGUCUCACGCAGCAUGCA